Kwoniella shivajii is the source of this 1659-nucleotide messenger RNA. RefSeq lists its product as uncharacterized. The transcript is spliced from 2 exons. The record is from RefSeq and is a predicted model, not a curated record. Bases 1 to 1659 code for a protein of 552 amino acids. Lineage: Eukaryota; Fungi; Basidiomycota; Tremellomycetes; Tremellales; Cryptococcaceae.
AUGCCUUCUCCAUUCGGAACACCGAUAUCACUGUCAUCUGCUAACGUGUACAAUCUCACGCGCGAUCCUAAUGUCCCUCCUCCCGUUCGGGAGAGUCAUUUGCCAAUAUCGUCCCAGACCACGUCAGGACCUUCGUCACCUCACAAAAGACCGUCCAGCUCAAAUGAAGUAGAAAUGCAAUUUCAAUUUGGAAAGGCAGAAGAGGAAGUUAUAGAGGAUGAUCCUGAAUUUGCAGGAUUAGAAAUCAUAGGGUUAAGUCAAUGGGAAAGAGAAGUUUCAUCAGUUUCAUCCAUACCUCGAUCCAAAGGAACGAGGUCUGCAGAAAGACACAUCGAAGAAGACAAACAUAGUCGUAAAGACGAGGAAGAGGGAACCGAUGAGCUUGAGGAAAGUGAUCAUGAAUUUUCCGAAGAUCUGAUAGAAGGAGAAGGAAGAGUGGCGAUGAUGACUCGAUCUCCUAUCGCUGGUCCAUCAUCCCCUCCUUUACGUACUCCAGCAUAUUCACUCCCCUCUAUGAAUUCUGAUCUUCCAUCAGGGCCUUAUCCGCGUACUCCUCAGACAGGUGAUCGUCCUUCGACUCCAAUUGUUUGGUCACUCUCUCCACUAUCUUCAAGAGGUAAGAAAGAGAACAAUCGAUCACUGAUGAUGCUCUCCGAUGACUCCGAUAUGGAACAAGAUGAAUUGAAUGAAGACUCUCAUGUCUCGAACAUCGUUAUGAGGCAAAAAUCACCUAUUUUGUUGAAGAGAAACGUGAGAGGAAGGAACGUCAUACUAGAUUCAGAUGAGGAGGAGAGCCUAGCUGAUCGGAAAAGGAGAAAACAAAAUGAAAGCGCUAGUGGCAGCAGCCGAAAAGGGAAAGAGAAAGCUUCAAGUGGAGUCGACCAAAGCGAAACGGAGCACCCACUUCUUGAUUUGGAUUCUGGCAUCGAGAUGGAUUUCGAUCCUCAUCAACAAAUCAAUCAUUGCAUUCAUUAUGAACAAAGGGGAAAAGAAUAUGAAAUCGAAGAGCAAAAAGACGAGGACGAGUUCGGUUUCGACGAUUUUCCUCUGGAUGACUUCAAUUUCGAAGACACAAAUCUUACACAUAAUUCAGCACCAUCCCCUGUUUCCCACUCCAUGAAUAUCACACAAGGCAAAGGUAGAUCGAAAUCAAUGUCGAAAUCCCCAGUGAAAAAACAAAAUCAACUCGCAGAUCAACUUUUCCCAGACGAUGAGGAAGAAGAAGAAGCAUUCAAUCCAAUUCCCAUUCCAAUCAAACCCAAAACCACGUCAUACACCAUUGCGGGUAAUCUCUCAUCAAGAGGAACAGCGGGUAGAUCCAUAAUUGAUAAACUGAAUCUUCCUGAUGAGUGGUAUAUACCCUUGAUACCUGAUUUACCUGACAGAUGGCAAGAAUUCUAUAUGAAUCAUUGGCGUAGAGGUGCAGAUGAAUCAAAAGCGAAAUCAACACACUCAAACUCAAACUCAGCAAACAGAAGAAUAGGUGGAAUCGUUUCUGAAGAUGACGAAGAAGAUGAAGAUGAAGAACCAUUAGACAGAAAGAAGAAAUCAACUUCGAGAGUAGGACCAUAUGCCAAAAGAGGUUCUUUCGGCUGGAGAGGUAGAGGUAGAGGUGCAUGGAGAGGAGGACGAGCAAGAGGUAAAGCAAGAAGAAAGUAA